AACGACGCGGUGGGUGAGUGUUGAGCGCAUAUAAGAAACCAAGAGUCCGCUGUCCAGCGACUUUAUUGAUACUGUAGCUUCAACCUCUUCUGCCGCUGAUUGAUCGCGACUCUCCGGCUAGGCUUCACUAGGCCGCUGCUAUACGAAGAAUCCAGGCGGUGGGGCUUAUCGAGAGGUGGAAAGACGCCAUGAGGGCCUCAGUCGUGCUGUCGGCUCUCGUGGGCUGUGCGCUGGCCGACGAUGUGCUCUACAGCAGGCGGCUGCUCAAGCGAGGCAUUGACGAUGAAGGGCACUAUAAUAUGUCCUUCUUCCACGUCAACGACGUCCACGCUCAUCUUGACCAGUACGUCAAGGCCGGCACAGACUGCGUCGAUCCCGCAAAGGGCUGCUUCGGCGGCUAUGCCCGCAUCAAGACAAAGGUCACCGAGCUGCGCGCCCAGUAUCCGGACCAUCUGUGGUUGAACGCCGGCGAUGAGUUCCAGGGCACUCUCUUCUACUCCUUCUACGGUGGAGAGAAGAUUGCCGAGACGAUGAACGACCUCCAGUUCAACGCCAUGACGCUGGGCAACCAUGAGUGGGAUGGCGGCGACGAGAAGCUGGGCGCCUUUUUGAAGAACUUGACGUUUCCCGUUGUGUCGUGCAAUGUCAAAAGCGAGUAUGCGGAUCUCAAGUCGACAAUCAAGAAUUAUCACAUCUUUGAGGAGCAUGGGCUUGCCGUUAUCGGAGCGACGACGCCGACGACACCCACGAUUUCCCACGUUGGCGAGCUAACCACCUUUCUCGAUCCGGUGGAUGAGGUCCAAAAGGCCAUCUGGGAGAUUCGCAACACAACCGAUAUCAAGCGCAUCGUGGCCUUGACGCACAUUGGCUACGACGUUGACCAGCAGCUCGCCGCUGGUACCGAGGGCCUGUCUCUCAUCAUUGGUGGCCACAGUCACACGCUGCUUGGAGACAUGGACGGCGCUCAGGGCAAGUACCCCACGAUUGUGAACGAUCUGGCCGGAAAUGAGGUCUUUAUCGUGACGUCGUAUCGCUGGGGCGAGUAUCUAGGCUCCAUCGAUGUGACGUUUGACGAUGACGGCAAAGCGCUUGCGUAUCACGGCGCUCCAAUCCAUAUGGAUAACACGACCAAACUGGAGCCUGACCUCCAGGCCAAGAUCACCGCGUGGAGAGGUCCAUUCGAAGACUUUGCAAACGAAGUCGUCGGCACAACGGAGAAUACUCUCGACCAGACUGCGUGCCAGAGCGGCGACUGUCUCCUCGGCCAGGUCAUGGCUGAUGCCGCAUUCGAGUACCUUUACAACCUUACCACGGACACUCCUGAAGACCAGAGACCGAGCUUUGCCUUGAUCAACGCAGGCGGCGUUCGGGCAACCAUCGACGCCGGUAACAUCACGAGAGGCCAAGUCAUCACGUCGUUCCCCUUUGGCAAUGCCGUGACCAAGUUGACCUACUCGGGCGAGGACCUGCUCAAGAUCCUCGAGGGAUGCGUAUCGCGCGUAAAUCAAUUCAACAACCAGAAACUGUCAUCAUGGUUCCAAAUCUCGCACAACCUCAACGUCAGGUAUAACCCGUCAAAUCCUGCCGGAUUCAUGCUCGUGGAUGCAAGGAUUUCAGGAGAGAGAAUCGACCCGGAGAAGGAGUACGUGAUGGUCACUGUGGAUUUCGUUGCUGGGGGCGGAGACAAUAUCCUGCCUAAGAGGAGUGAUUUCGUCGUCCUUGACACGCUGGAUGAGGUGCUGGUGGAUUACAUCCAAGCGAAGACGCCGUUGAAGAAUGCGUUAGAGAAGAGGGCUGUAAAGUACGUCGAUAUCUUCACUCUCUCAGAAGCCGAGUGCUCACUGGAAGCUCAAUGGAUGGCCUCAUCGACUGCGACAUCGAUCCGACCGAAGAGCACACCCACGGCGCAUGGCCAUCUCACUAGAAUGAGUAGACCUUGA
Molecule: messenger RNA, 1940 nt
Organism: Trichoderma virens Gv29-8
Lineage: Eukaryota; Fungi; Ascomycota; Sordariomycetes; Hypocreales; Hypocreaceae
Exons: 3
Coding region: 189-1940 (583 amino acids)
Biological process (GO): nucleotide catabolic process
Molecular function (GO): hydrolase activity
Source: RefSeq, a predicted model, not a curated record